Molecule: messenger RNA, 292 nt
Organism: Plectropomus leopardus (leopard coralgrouper)
Lineage: Eukaryota; Metazoa; Chordata; Actinopteri; Perciformes; Serranidae
Source: RefSeq, a predicted model, not a curated record
GUUGGAGGGGGGGGUCACCCAGACUGUGUGUUCUGCUGUGUCUUCCCUGCAGGAGUGGGAGGCAGAGAGCCACGACUGGUACUGCUUCGAGUGUCACCUACCGGGAGACGUCCUCGCAUGUGACAACUGCUUCCGGGUUUACCACCUCAAAUGUCUGUCGGAGGACUUCAAGCCCAGAGAUGGAGGAUCCCACUGGCAGUGUGUCGUCUGCAGGGGCAGUAAAAAGAAGAACCUAAACAAACAGGAAAUGAGCAAAUACCUGCGCUUCAUCGUCCAGCGUAUGAAGGAGAGG